This is a messenger RNA of Colossoma macropomum (tambaqui), 7605 nucleotides long. RefSeq names its product EMAP like 5 (gene eml5). The coding region runs from base 317 to 6241 and encodes 1974 amino acids. Gene Ontology annotation, molecular function: microtubule binding. The record is from RefSeq and is a predicted model, not a curated record. NCBI's taxonomy places the organism in Eukaryota, Metazoa, Chordata, Actinopteri, Characiformes, Serrasalmidae. The transcript has 44 exons.
ACAAGCGCAAAGCCGCCCGUCCGGUCAGCAGAAGAAAGAAGGUAGCUGCUUCACACCUGUGAAAGAAGUGCGAGGCAGGCUUUUAAAAAACACAUUUACACCACUUCAAAAAUAGGACCAUAUGGCCGUGACCAGGAUGCUGACAGACUAAAGUUGAGGAGAGGACUUCGUGUGAAAAAUGUCGUCAGGACAGACUUGUGUGUAGCCGGACGAGCUGCUCUGACAGCGGACCGCACGGGUAAGAGGCUGCAUGAGGGCUCGCCGUCGUGAAUGAAAGAACACCAGCUCUUCGCCUCGGAGAGAAAUAAGUACGAACAUGGCUGACAGAACAGCACCGAACUGUCAUCUGCGACUCGAGUGGGUUUACGGCUACCGGGGACACCAGUGCCGCAACAACCUGUACUACACGGCGGCCAAGGAAAUAGUGUACUUUGUGGCCGGUGUGGGAGUUGUGUACAACACACGGGAACACAAGCAAAAAUUCUACCUGGGCCAUAACGAUGACAUAAUCAGUUUAGCCCUGCAUCCAGAGCGAGUGUUGGUGGCCACAGGGCAGGUGGGGAAGGAGCCGUAUAUCUGUGUGUGGGACUCCUACACCGUUCAGACCGUGUCCAUCCUGAAGGACAUGCACACGCACGGCAUCGCAUGUCUCGCUUUUGACCUUGAUGGACAGUGUUUGGUGUCUGUGGGCCUCGACUCCAAGAACACAAUCUGCGUGUGGGACUGGAGGAGAGGGAAAGUGCUGGCUGCUGCUCCUGGUCAUACAGACAGGAUAUUCGACAUAUCUUGGGACCUAUAUCAGCAGAGCAAGCUGGUGAGCUGUGGAGUCAAACAUAUCAAGUUCUGGAGUCUGUGUGGGAACGCUCUGACCCCUAAACGUGGUGUGUUUGGGAGGACAGGUGAGCUACAGACCAUCCUCUGCGUGGCUUGUGCCAGAGAUGAGGUCACAUACUCAGGUGCCUUGAAUGGAGAUAUCUAUGUCUGGAAGGGAGUCAACUUGAUACGGACCAUUCAGGGGGCACACGGGUCAGGGAUUUUCAGCAUGAAUGCAUGUGAAGAGGGCUUUGCCACUGGUGGCAGAGACGGCUGCAUUCGACUGUGGGACCUGAGCUUCAAACCCAUCACUGUCAUCGACCUCAGGGAAACAGACCAGGGAUAUAAAGGGUUGUCGGUGCGCAGUGUGUGUUGGAGAGGGGAUCACAUCCUGGUGGGCACUCAAGACAGUGAGAUCUUUGAGGUGGUGGUGCACGACCGCACAAAGCCCUUCCUUAUCAUGCAGGGCCACUGUGAGGGCGAGCUCUGGGCCCUGGCUGUCCACCCCACAAAACCCCUUGCCAUGACUGGCAGUGAUGACCGCUCUGUCCGGAUCUGGAGCCUUAUAGACCAUGCUUUGAUAGCGCGCUGUAACAUGGAGGAACCUAUCCGCUGCGCAGCAGUGAGCACUGAUGGUAUUCACCUGGCUCUGGGCAUGAAAGACGGCUCCUUCACUGUACUGAGAGUCAGGGACAUGACGGAGGUGGUGCACAUUAAGGACCGUAAGGAGGCCAUCCAUGAGCUGAAGUACUCUCCUGAUGGGGCUCAUCUAGCUGUGGGCUCCAAUGAUAAUUCAGUGGACAUCUAUAGUGUGGUGCAACGUUAUAAGAAGGUGGGAGAGUGUGUAGGCUCCCUCAGUUUUAUCACACACAUGGACUGGUCCACUGACAGCAAAUACCUGCAGACCAAUGAUGGCAGCGGCAAGAGGCUCUUCUACCGAAUGCCCAGUGGGAAGGAGGUGACUAACAGAGAAGAGCUGAAGCUAGUCCAGUGGUCCACGUGGACAUGUGUUCUUGGUCCAGAAGUAAACGGAAUCUGGCCCAAAUACUCUGACAUCAAUGAUAUCAACUCUGUAGAUGCCAACUUCAGUAGUCAAGUUUUAGUAACAGCUGAUGAUUAUGGAUUAGUUAAAUUAUUACGAUAUCCGUGCAUAAGAAAAGGUGCAAAGUUCAAAAAAUACUUAGGACACUCUGCACAUAUAACCAAUGUAAGGUGGUCACAUGAUUAUCAGUGGGUGAUAAGUAUCGGUGGAGCUGACCAUUCAGUGUUCCAGUGGAAAUUUGUACCUGAAAGGAAGUCAAAAGAAACUCUUCAUAUAGCUCCACAAGAGAUGUUGGCUGAUUCAAACAGCGAGGAGUCAGAUUCUGACCAAUCAGACGUGCCUGAGAUGGACUCAGAGAUUGAACAGGAAACACAGCUCACAUACCGGCGACAGGUUUACAAAGAAGAUCUACCUCAGCUUAAAGAGCAGUACAAGGAGAAGCAUCGAGCUGCAGCAAUGAAGAAGAGGGAGCGAGCUCCAACCAGUGGAGUGAGAUUGCACUUUAUCCAUGGUUACCGAGGCUACGACUGCAGAAGUAACCUGUUCUACACUCAGACUGGGGAGAUUGUGUACCAUGUGGCCGCAGUGGGGAUAGUAUAUAACAGACAACAGAACACACAGCGUUUCUACCUGGGCCAUGACGAUGACAUCCUCUGUCUGGCCAUCCACCCUCUCAAGGACUACGUAGCUACAGGCCAAGUGGGAAGAGAUUCCUCCAUACACAUCUGGGAAACAGAAUUUUUGAAGCCUCUGUCAGUUCUUAAGGGUUUCCACCAGUUUGGAGUGUGUGCACUUGACUUCUCAGCGGAUGGAAAGCGACUGGCCUCUGUGGGUCUGGAUGAUAAUCACACCAUUGUUCUCUGGGACUGGAGGAAAGGAGAAAAGCUCUCAGCCUUCCGAGGGAGUAAGGACAAGAUAUUUGUUGUUAAAAUCAAUCCAUAUAUGCCUGACAAGCUCAUCACUGCUGGAGUGAAGCAUAUGAAGUUCUGGCAUAAAGCAGGGGGAGGUCUGAUAGGGAAGAAGGGCAGCAUGGGAAAGACUGAAACCAUGAUGUGUGCAGUAUAUGGCUGGACAGAGGAGAUGGUGUUCUCUGGGACGUGUACUGGAGACAUCUGCAUCUGGAGGGACAUGUUCCUGGUGAAAACAGUCAAAGCUCAUGAUGGACCAGUCUUCAGUAUGCAUGCCCUGGAGAAGGGUUUUGUGACUGGUGGAAAGGAUGGCAUAGUUGCUUUGUGGGAUGACACUUUUGAGAGGUGUCUCAAGACAUAUGCCAUCAAGAGAUCUGUGCUUGCCCCAGGAUCCAAAGGAUUAUUGUUAGAGGACAAUCCCUCCAUUCGUGCCAUAUCCCUGGGCCAUGGACACAUACUUGUGGGAACAAAGAAUGGAGAGAUUUUGGAGGUGGAUAAAAGUGGGCCCAUCACUCUGCUAGUCCAGGGUCAUAUGGAGGGAGAAGUGUGGGGUUUGGCCACCCACCCUCACUUGCCACUGUGUGCCACUGUUAGUGAUGACAAGACCUUGCGCAUAUGGGAUCUGUCUCCCAGCCAUUGUAUGCUUGCCGUGCGCAAACUCAAGAAAGGUGGCCGCUGCUGCUGUUUCUCUCCGGAUGGCAAGGCUCUGGCAGUAGGGCUGAAUGAUGGCAGCUUCCUCAUCGUUAACGCGGACACUCUGGAGGACCUGGUGUCAUUCCACCACCGCAAGGACAUCAUCUCCGACAUCCGUUUCUCUCCAGGUGCUGGGAAGUAUUUAGCAGUGGCAUCAGGUGACAGCUUUGUGGAUAUCUACAAUGUGAUGAGCAGCAAGAGGGUGGGUGUAUGCAAAGGCUCCAUGAAUUACAUCACCCAUCUGGAUUGGGACAAAAGAGGGAAGCUUUUGCAGGUCAACACUGCAGCUAAGGAGCAGCUAUUUUUCGAGGCUCCUCGUGGGAAGAAACAAACCAUCCCUGCCACAGAGGUGGAGAAGAUUGAUUGGAGCACAUGGACGUGUGUGCUGGGAAGCUCCUGUGAGGGCAUCUGGCCGGUGGUUAGUGAGGUUACCGAGGUAACAGCUGCGUGUCUUAGCAACGACAGGCAAGUGCUGGCAACAGGAGAUGACCUUGGAUAUGUCAAGCUCUUCAGAUAUCCUGUUAAGGGAAAGUAUGCUAAGUUCAAGCGCUAUGUGGCCCAUAGUACCCAUGUGACCAAUGUGCGCUGGACGCACGAUGACUCUCUACUGGUGUCAGUGGGUGGAGCUGACACUUCUCUGAUGAUCUGGAGCCAUGAGGCUGAGGGCUGCCGGGAGGUGCGUCAGUGUGACAGCGAGGAGUCUGACAUUCAGAGUGAAGAUGAUGGGGGGUAUGAUAGCGAUGUGACUCGAGAGAAUGAGAUCAACUAUGUGAUCAAGGCCUUAUCCACCAACAUGCGAACAAUGAUAGGGGUCAAGCCCCACUUACAACAGAAAGAGCCAUCAGUAGAUGAAAGGCAGGGGGUAGUCAGGGGCUCAAGACCCCCAGUGAGCAGGGCUUUACCGGUACCAGAAAAACUACAAACCAACAAUGUGGGCAAAAAGAAGAGGCCUAUUGAGGACCUGGUGCUAGAGCUUGUGUUUGGUUACCGGGGCAACGACUGCCGCAACAAUGUGCAUUACCUGAAUGAGGGGGCGGAUAUUAUCUAUCACACAGCUUCAGUCGGGGUCGUCCUCAACUUAACAACAGCAUGCCAGAGUUUCUAUGUAGAACACAGUGAUGACAUUCUGUGCCUCACCAUCAAUCAACACCCCAAGUUCCCCAACGUGGUGGCGACUGGCCAAGUAGGUGAUGCUGGUGAUAUGUCAGCCACGUCCCCAUCCAUUCAUGUGUGGGAUGCCAUGAACAAGCAGACUCUGUCCGUGCUGCGCUGCUACCACUCCCGGGGAAUCUGCUCGGUCAGCUUCAGUGCCACUGGCAAGCUGCUCCUGUCUGUGGGGCUGGACCCUGAGCACACCAUCACCAUCUGGAAGUGGCAGGAAGGUGCCAAAGUAGCCAGUCGCUGUGGCCACACACAGCGGAUCUUUGUGGCCGAGUUCCGGCCAGACUCAGACACUCAGUUUGUGUCAGUGGGGAUAAAGCAUGUACGCUUUUGGACGCUGGCAGGCAGGGCUCUACUCAGCAAGAAAGGAGUUCUUAGUUCCAUUGAGGAUGCCCGCAUGCAAACCAUGCUCUCUGUGGCAUUUGGAGCUAAUAACUUGACAUUUACAGGUACCAUUAGUGGAGAUGUGUGUGUAUGGAAGGAACACAUUCUAGUGCGAAUUGUGGCUAAGGCACACACUGGUCCAGUUUUCACCAUGUACACCACACUGCGAGACGGCCUCAUUGUCACAGGUGGAAAGGAGCGACCGUCUAAGGAGGGCGGUGCGCUAAAGCUGUGGGAUCAGGAGCUGAAGCGCUGCAGGGCUUUCAGACUGGAGACUGGCCAGAUUAUAGACUGUGUGCGCUCUGUCUGCAGAGGCAAGGGUAAGAUCUUGGUGGGCACGCGGAAUGCUGAGAUUAUUGAGGUGGGGGAGAAGAAUGCAGCGUGUAACAUCUUAGUAAACGGCCACAUGGAUGGCCCCAUCUGGGGUUUGAGUGCUCACCCUACACGAGAUGUCUUCCUGUCUGCUGCAGAGGAUGGCACGGUGCGGCUCUGGGAUAUUCCAGAGAGGAAGAUGCUGAAUAAGGUGAACCUGGGGCAUCCUGCACGCACGGUCAGCUACAGUCCUGAGGGUGACAUGGUGGCCAUAGGCAUGAAGAAUGGAGAGUUCAUCAUUCUCCUCGUCACUUCCCUCAAGAUCUGGGGCAAGAAGAGAGAUCGGCGCUCCGCCAUUCAGGAUAUCAGGUUCAGUCCAGAUUCACGUUACCUUGCUGUGGGCUCAAGCGAGAAUGCUGUGGAUUUCUAUGACCUGACGCUGGGUCCGCAACUGAACCGCAUUAACUGCUGCAGAGAUAUCCCAAGCUUUGUCAUUCAGAUGGACUUCUCUGCUGACAGCUGCUACAUACAGUUGUCCACUGGUGCUUACAAACGACUAGUUUAUGAGGUGCCUUCCGGAAAGCAAGUCACAGAGCAGGCGGUCAUAGACAGAAUCACCUGGGCCACCUGGACAAGUGUUCUGGGGGAUGAGGUUGUGGGAAUAUGGUCCCGCAACACAGAUAAAGCCGAUGUAACGUGUGCCUGUGUCUCCCAUUCUGGCCUCAACAUUGUCACGGGUGAUGACUUUGGAAUGGUAAAGCUGUUCGACUUUCCAUGUCCAGAAAAGUUUGCCAAACACAAGCGCUUUCUGGGCCACUCGGCCCAUGUGACCAACAUUCGCUUCACCAAUGGGGACCGCUUCGUCAUUAGUGCUGGAGGCGAUGACAGAAGCUUGUUUGUGUGGAAGUGUGUCCAUGCUCCUCACUGAAGCACACCCACCUCCAGUCCACGCCUCAGUGCCACUGCAGGGCCCAGAGGAGCACAGACUGCCUGGGCUUUUACACCAGUCCCAGCAUGACCAGAGUGAGGAGCCCAGCACGGCUCUGCUGCAUGAAGAUAGGAAGAGCUAACCUGGGUUAAACCCUGACUUUUCUACCACCAGGUGCAUGCAUCUGAAUGAGCCUCCAGGCCCGUCAUUACCCAUGCCUGAAACCUACUGUACUUUCUUUUGUCACUCUCAGUGAUUCUGUGGAAACAUGUUCAGAGAAGGUUCUUGCCCACAGACUCAGAUGUGAUGUUAAAAUAUACAUAUACACCUCUUAACUACUUUUACAGUUGUCCUGAAUUUGAAGAAGGAAUGUCUUUUAAGUUAAAAUAUGUCUGUGUCAGUGUUCCUUGAGGUGUGUAAGACUUUCUUCCAAUCGAAAAGACUGACAAAUGUGUAGCAAGCAGAAUAAGAUUAGCCUUAAAGUACCCAUUGAGUGUUCUUCACUGAGGAAGGUUGGACCUCUAAAUAUGAAAUUCCCUUUUUAUAUGUUUUUUUGUUUUGUAUGUUUUGUGUUUUCCACAUUUUCAUGUGUUUCUUGUGUGGUUUGUUGAUUUUUUUUCAACUGAAGAUCAGAACUCCUGUGGCCUUCUCCCUGAAUGUAACACGGGCGUUAUAUUCUUGGAUGUCAGCAUGCCAAAGCAUUCUAUGCACUGUAUACUUGACCUGCUCACUGUGGUUCUCCAGUGGUCUUUAAUGUCAGCCCUGAAAAUGGUAUUCACUCAUCAAACCUCAGACCCCCUCUGCAGAAGUAGGUGGCACUCCUAACCUCAUAUGUAGCAUCUUUAGCUUGAGCAGUAACCGUGAGUUCUGUGUGCGAGUGCGUGUGUAGGUAAGAAACGUAUGCAAUGUAUUUUGUGUCUGAGAACAACCUUAAAAGAAAAGAUGGUUCUUAUUCAGUCUCUUAAAAAUAAACAAGAGGGGAAAAAAGGAUGUUUUGUGAUGCACUGAUGCAUCAUUUAAAAUCACUAUUUAUUGUGCUGCUAAAGCCUUUUUUAGUCAUAUCAUAAUUUAGGAGUUUUGUUUCUUCCAUUAACAGAUCUAAUGUUAUUUCAACUGGAAUGUUCCAGCCCAACAGAAAUAUAAAAGUAAACUGAGAAUAACAUGCAAGAUGUUUUCUAUUUCAUUUAUUGUCAUACUAAUUAAUAGCGUGAGAUGUGUUCAGUGCAUAUUUUAAUUUUAUGAUAUCAAUGUACAUAUCAAAUGUAAAGACAUUCUUUUGUAUAUUUUUGUCAAAUGUUUUCUUAAAGGCCAACUUUGAUUAAAAAAAUGAGUGUAUAAAUCCUAUGAAUCCUUGAUUAAUGUUG